This is a messenger RNA of Guillardia theta CCMP2712, 273 nucleotides long. RefSeq lists its product as hypothetical. The record is from RefSeq and is a predicted model, not a curated record. The annotation marks the transcript as partial. The transcript has 2 exons. Gene Ontology annotation, molecular function: protein binding. Lineage: Eukaryota; Cryptophyceae; Pyrenomonadales; Geminigeraceae.
AACAAGGAGGGAGAAGAGAAAGUCUCUGAUCCUCACGUCCAACAGGUCAUGUCGCUCGCCUUCUCCUCUGACGGCUUGAGACUCGCGUCUGCUUCCUACGAUCGCACGGUGAAAGUUUGGGACCUGCAGCAGGGGAGCGUCACACACACGCUGACAGGACAUGCUGAUCGGGUGACUUCCGUCGCUUUUCUCCCCGGGGGAGGAGAGAUCGUCUCUGGCAGCUACGACCGGACCAUCCGACGGUGGCGCCUCAACGGAGGGGAGGAAGUGGAG